Messenger RNA from Paramisgurnus dabryanus, 1440 nucleotides. It is a transcript of the gene rab1bb, whose product is annotated as RAB1B, member RAS oncogene family b. Lineage: Eukaryota; Metazoa; Chordata; Actinopteri; Cypriniformes; Cobitidae. The record is from RefSeq and is a predicted model, not a curated record. Gene Ontology annotation, molecular function: GTP binding; GTPase activity.
CUGCGCACUAUUAUCCGUCACUGCCGCACCUGCGCGGCUGUAAAACCAGAGAGUAGAGAGUGAGGAAAGCAGACUCGUUUGAUUGUACAUCAGAUCUGUAAAAGCAUCACGGCUGACCUUAUAAACAGAGUAAAAACUUAAUCCUCUUUUAACCGCGUCUUCAAGAUAAAAAAAUACUCGCUCAGUCAGCCGGUAAACACUAGGCGACCCGGAGCGCUUUUUCCAGUCGGACAAACAAUAACAAUCUGUUUGCUGUCACAUCAUGAACCCUGAAUAUGACUACUUAUUUAAGCUGCUUCUGAUUGGAGAUUCUGGUGUUGGGAAAUCCUGCAUCCUCCUGCGAUUUGCGGAUGACACAUACACUGAGAGUUUUAUCAGUACCAUCGGGGUGGAUUUCAAGAUCCGAACUAUUGAGUUGGAUGGAAAGACUAUCAAACUGCAAAUUUGGGACACUGCCGGACAGGAGAGAUUUCGCACCAUUACCUCCAGCUACUACAGGGGAGCUCACGGGAUCAUUGUUGUCUAUGAUGUUACGGACCAGGAAUCUUACAACAACGUGAAACAGUGGCUGAAGGAAAUCGAUCGGUAUGCAAGUGAGAAUGUCAACAAACUACUUGUAGGGAACAAGUGUGAUCUCACUACAAAAAAAGUUGUGGACUAUACAACAGCAAAGGAGUUUGCUGACUCUCUUGGUAUCCCUUUCCUUGAAACGAGUGCCAAAAACACCACAAACGUGGAGCAGGCGUUCAUGACCAUGGCAGAAGAAAUAAAGAAACGAAUGAGACCGGGAGCUUCGGGUGGUGCAGAGAAAACUGAUAUUAAGAUCGAUAGCACCCCUGUACAACAGUCGGGUGGAGGGUGCUGCUAGUAUAGUAACAUAUUUUCUCAGGGACUGUGAAGAUUGGAUGGGUUUCGAAGACUGGACGUUAUUGAGUGUUGUGUAGAAGUGACAAAUAUGGAUAAACAUGACUGACUGCCGCAUGGUGCUCAAUAAAGUCAAAAAUCACUACUGUUGUUUUACAAUGUGCACACACAAAGAAACACUUAGAUGGCUUUUUCCACUUUUAAGUUAAUGUGUUUAAAAAUAAGAUAUAAACCGAUUCGGGGUAUUUGCCUGUAUGUAAAAAAAAAUGUCCAAAUCACUGUUAAUAGUCGGUAACAUUAACAAUCCAUUCAUAUGGCAGUUUAAAUCCUCAAAGUAUGUACUGUAAGAUGCACUGCGCAGGAUUGCUGCAUUGUUCAUGUUUUACAAUAAGAUCUGUGCUAGAGGUUACGAGUUGUCAUUUAAGGCAUUGUGCUUCAGUAUGGUAGACCACCGACUCUCAAGAUUUCUCAUUUAGAGUUUUAUUAUAGUUUAUAGAAAUAUUAAUAAUGUUGUGUGGUGUGUCGUCAUUAGUUUAUCUUCAUUGUAAUGGCGUUGAAAUAAAUUAAUGACAUUUA